Messenger RNA from Penaeus chinensis, 2878 nucleotides. It is a transcript of the gene sbm, whose product is annotated as b(0,+)-type amino acid transporter 1-like. The coding region runs from base 289 to 1866 and encodes 525 amino acids. Gene Ontology annotation, biological process: amino acid transmembrane transport. The record is from RefSeq and is a predicted model, not a curated record. Gene Ontology annotation, molecular function: L-amino acid transmembrane transporter activity. The transcript has 14 exons. NCBI's taxonomy places the organism in Eukaryota, Metazoa, Arthropoda, Malacostraca, Decapoda, Penaeidae. Gene Ontology annotation, cellular component: membrane.
GCAACAUCCGUCGUCGGGUGUGGACGGUGGUCUCUUGAGCUCCUUCGCUUUUCGGGAACAACAUAAAAAAAUAUAACAGCCUGAUUGAUCAUUUCCUGCAGCACGCGAGAAACAAAUGAUUUACGAAGACAUUAGAAAUUGGACAAUAUAUUGAGAGAAAGAGAGAGAGAGAAAAAAAACAAUAAUAGCUAAAAAUAGUAGAAAAUAGCAGAGCGAAGAAACGAAAGAAGUGGGAUAUAGGACACAAAGGAAAGAAGAAAACAGGGGAAGAAGAAGAAAAAGACAAAAAUGGAUAAUCCCGUGUUUGUUGGUGACGAUCAGCAAGUGAAGGAGAGAAAAGUUCAAGGACAUGAGAGCGUCCAGGGCGGGGGAAGUCCUCGGGGCCGACGGCAGAAUGUCGAGGGGACAGAGGAACAAGCUGAAAGAAAGUCUACAGCAGCCGUGGCGGGGGGCGAACCAGCUCCGAAUGACGCUGUUAACCUCGAGAGGAGGGUGGGGCUCAUCAGUGGGGUUGCUUUGAUUGUCGGGACCAUGAUCGGUUCGGGAAUUUUCGUAAGUCCAAAAGGCCUGCUGGAGCGCACAGGAAGCGUCGGCCUCAGUCUCAUUAUAUGGGCAGCGUGCGGUCUGCUCUCCCUGCUGGGCGCAUUGUGUUACGUGGAGCUAGGCUGCAUGAUACCCUCCUCAGGGGCGGAACAUACGUACUUCAUGACGGCUUUCGGGCAUCUUCCGGCGUUCCUGUUCGCCUGGGUGUCCAUUAUCAUUUUGAAGCCUGCCAUGUUAGCCAUUAUCUGCCUCUCCUUCUCCAAGUACUUGGUGGAGGCUUUCGCGUCCGACUGUGAACCACCUCUGACGGCUAUCCAGCUGCUGGGGGCGUUGACCAUAGUUCUCAUCACCUUCAUCAACUCCUACUCGGUCACGCUGGCCACCAAGGUCCAGAACAUCUUCACGGCGGCCAAACUGCUGGCCAUCCUGAUCAUCGUGGUGGGCGGGGCCGUGCGGCUGAUCCAGGGGAACACGCAGUACCUGGCCACGGGGUUUGAAGGCUCCACCUCCAGCUUCGGGGACAUUGCCACGGCCUUCUACAGCGGUCUGUGGGCCUACGAUGGAUGGAAUAACCUUAACUACGUGACGGAGGAACUUAAGAAGCCUUACACCAACCUCCCUCGAGCCAUUAUCAUCGGCCUGCCUCUGGUGACCGUGUGCUACCUGCUCGUCAACGUGUCCUACUUGGCGGUCAUGAGUAAGGAGGAACUGCUGAGCUCCGAGACAGUGGCUGUGACCUUCGGGAGUCGCGUUCUUGGGUGGGCAGCUUUCCUCAUGCCCCUCGCGGUCACCCUGUCCACCUUCGGCGCCGCCAACGGAACGGCUUUCACGUCGGGCAGACUGUGCUUCGUGGCGGCAAGAGAAGGCCACAUGGUCGACGUGCUGUCUUAUGUCCACGCUAAGAAACUCACUCCGUCGCCUGCACUCCUGUUCAACGCCUUCAUCGCGCUGAUGAUGGUGAUUCCUUCCGACAUCGGUUCCCUCAUCGAUUUCUUCAGCUUCACCGCCUGGAUCUUCUACGGGGGCGCUAUGUUGGCCCUCAUCAUCAUGCGGCGCACCAUGAAGGACGUGCCCAGGCCGUAUAAGGUCCCCAUCAUCAUCCCGGUCAUCGUCCUCGUCAUCUCCAUUUACCUCGUCGUCGGCCCCAUCAUCGACUCCCCACAGAUCGAGUACCUGUACGCCAGCCUCUUCAUCCUCGCUGGCCUCGUGUUCUACUUCCCCUUCGUCUACUUCAAGAAGAGCGUCCCAGGCAUGGGUCACCUGACGACCUUCUUCCAGCUGAUUCUCCAAGUUGUCCCCACCGACACAAUGCCCGAUGCCUGAGUUACUGAAUGCCACGAAACGAGCUUAUCAAAGACCCCGAUGCCAGGGAAACGAUACUGCAGCUGUUCGUCGGAUAAAAUCUUGACUGGACAGAAAUUGUUUUAAUCUUCUGUGAUUUUUUUUUUCUUCUUUUUCUUUUUUUUUGAGGUACAUUUUUCGUUUGUAUUUUUCUUCGAACUUAGCAUUCCGGUGUGGCUGUCGAGCUCUGUCUAGUAGGAAGAUGAAAGCACAAUUAGAGCCGUAGCACACUGGGAAGACCAUACAGAUACAUUCAUAUAUACAUUACAUACAUACGUGCAUGCGGAUGUAUGCAAACACACACAUUCUUAUGGAAACCUUCCAUAUUUCCCACAAGCAAAAAAAGAAGAAGAAAAAAAAUCAAAUCUAGCCCAAAUGUAUAAUUAUUUCUCUCUUUGAUACAUUUUUUCUAUUUCAAAGUUAGAUCUUAUCCACUGGAGAAACGCAACUGUUGCCAAAAGCACCAAAUGAAUAAUGGUGUUGAGAUCCCUGGAAUGCAUGAGAUAGUUGUAGGUUCUAUGUUGGUACCACUGUUCAGCACGAGUGGAGGAUAUGUUGGCAAUCCUGUUCAACACCAAGACUAUUAACACAUUGAGAAGAAAUAGGCUAAUUUACGACUUCAACACCCAUGGGAAAUGUGUUCAUUUGACACCCAAACUGCAAGGAUGAAGGCUGACAUUUCUGUAGUUAAACUUCUAGCUGCACAAGUAUUAGGUGUUAGUUAUACGGUAAACACUAUCUGGAGACGCUCGUGUAACCUUUCAACCUGUGAUAUAGUCAUCCUUUUGCUUCGGUAGUUAGAGGUGGGAGAAAUACGUGAUUAUAAACACGCAUGUGUGUUCGGUUACCUAGAACCACGAGUCAAGUAGUCCAUAGAUGGGAUCUCAUCACUCUAGGCGGAUUUAUGUGUUGUCUGUUGGCUUUUCGUCCUCUUGAAGAAAGGUUGGGCGUUUUGACGUUCGAGAGGAGAAUAAGUUUAUAAAGUGAUUAUAUU